Molecule: messenger RNA, 2242 nt
Organism: Myotis brandtii (Brandt's bat)
Lineage: Eukaryota; Metazoa; Chordata; Mammalia; Chiroptera; Vespertilionidae
Gene: FOXF1
Product: forkhead box F1
Exons: 3
Biological process (GO): regulation of transcription by RNA polymerase II; animal organ morphogenesis
Cellular component (GO): nucleus
Molecular function (GO): RNA polymerase II cis-regulatory region sequence-specific DNA binding; DNA-binding transcription factor activity, RNA polymerase II-specific
Source: RefSeq, a predicted model, not a curated record
CCCGCGUCGUCCGGCCCGUCCAAGGCCAAGAAGACGAACGCCGGCAUCCGGCGCCCGGAGAAGCCGCCCUACUCGUACAUCGCGCUCAUCGUCAUGGCCAUCCAGAGCUCGCCCACCAAGCGCCUGACGCUCAGCGAGAUCUACCAGUUCCUGCAGAGCCGCUUCCCCUUCUUCCGCGGCUCCUACCAGGGCUGGAAGAACUCGGUGCGCCACAACCUCUCGCUCAACGAGUGCUUCAUCAAGCUGCCCAAGGGCCUGGGGCGGCCGGGCAAGGGCCACUACUGGACCAUCGACCCGGCCAGCGAGUUCAUGUUCGAGGAGGGCUCCUUUCGGCGGCGGCCCCGCGGCUUCCGAAGGAAAUGCCAGGCGCUCAAGCCCAUGUACAGCAUGAUGAACGGGCUGGGCUUCAACCACCUCCCGGACACCUACGGCUUCCAGAGCUCGGCUGGCGGCCUCUCGUGUCCGCCCAACAGCUUGGCGCUCGAGGGCGGCCUGGGCAUGAUGAAUGGUCACUUGCCGGGCAAUGUGGACGGCAUGGCUUUGCCCAGCCACUCGGUGCCCCACCUGCCCGCCAACGGCGGCCACUCGUACAUGGGCAGCUGUGGUGGCGGGGCGGCCGCGCUCAACAGCGGCGCCUCCUACAUCAAGCAGCAGCCCCUGUCCCCCUGCAACCCCGCGGCUAACCCCCUGUCCGGCAGCCUCUCCACACACUCCCUGGACCAGCCCUAUCUGCACCAGAACAGUCACAACGCCCCAGCUGAGCUGCAAGGCAUCCCUCGGUAUCACUCGCAGUCACCCAGCAUGUGUGACCGAAAAGAGUUUGUCUUCUCUUUCAACACCAUGGCGUCCUCCUCCAUGCACUCCGCCGGCGGCGGCUCCUACUACCACCAGCAGGUCACCUACCAAGACAUCAAGCCCUGUGUGAUGUGAGCCGGGAAGCCCACGGGUCCCUGGCACGGCAGUCGGAACAAGGGACCUGGGAACCCAUCCCUAGAAACUGCUUUAUUCUCGAGGUAUAACCAUCGGCAGAAGAAAAGGGUUUGACCCCUCCCCAACCGGAUUAUUUCAAAAGGAACCCCCAGGGCAAAGAAGCGGCACAGAGGUUGGCACCUCCUCUCCUAUUCCCUCAAAAUAUUUUAAACAUGGUGGCGUUCAGGCCUAAUCUGACUGCAGCUGUUGGUAAAUAAGUCUCUUUUUUUUGAUCCGAUUGAAACCGGCUGAGAAGGUGCUGUGUUGGGGGAAAACCCUCAACAUCUAAACAAAAAUUCUGCUGAGGUCUCUCCCCCCGCCCUUAACCCUUUAAUGGAAAAAGUGAAGGGGGGGAUUUUUUAGAAGAAAGGCAAACACAUGAGACCAUCAUUAUCAAAUACUUUUAUUUUGGGGUUGAGUAUUUAUCGUUUUUAUGUUUAACUUUCUUUGGGAAGAAUGUCUUGGAAUGCGCAAGUCGCGUGGUAGAGCCGCGUUUGCAGGGAAGGGGGGGCAGAAGCCAGCUCUCCCUCCCCACCUCGGAAGCCCUGCAGCCGCAGGUGGAUCUCUGUGCGCACGACUUGUGUUUCUGAAGCCACUGUUCGUUUUGUUUUUGUUUUUUAAAAAAGAAACCAAUGGAGCCCAGAAGCAGGCGGCUCUCCGGGCCUCUGCCACCCCCCUCCGCCUUCCUCUUCUUCCUUCUCUGCAGUCUUUCUGGUUUUGUUUUGAAUUUUACGUGGACUUUUUUGGAGGGUGUUUUUCUGUCUCCCGACCUCUACUGUAAACUGGUGCGAAAGCGGCACGAACAGGGCCGGACGCGGGACGGGGAGGCCCGGCCAGCGCGAGAAUUCAGGAUUGCGGCGAUGCAGAAAGGUUAAGGCACUUUUUAAAACUAUAGCAAGGCUCAUCCUGUUAUUUAUUCUUUCUUUCCCUAGUAAUCGAAACACCGCAUAGGCUCCUCCGUUUAUCAGUAUUAAUGGUGUAACUUUGUUGGCAAUAUUUGCCGCGUAGAAUUUUUUUUUAGAUAUACAUUGUAAAUUUGAAACAAAGUCCAAUGUGUGUAAAAACAAAUCCCCAUAUGUUUUAUAUAAAUAUAUAUAUAAAAUGAAGGACUACCCCCUUUUUUUCUAGUAUUUUGGCUGCUGGGGUGCAGCGUUUGUGACACGUAUUUUAAAUUUCCUUCUGCACUGUAUAAAAUGACAAUUUGAGGAUGUUUUGCCUUUUGUGUACUUUUUUCCUAAAAAAAGAACAAAAAUAAAAAUGUAUAACAUUUGUA